Molecule: messenger RNA, 1766 nt
Organism: Panicum hallii
Lineage: Eukaryota; Viridiplantae; Streptophyta; Magnoliopsida; Poales; Poaceae
Product: protein MARD1
Exons: 3
Coding region: 516-1421 (301 amino acids)
Source: RefSeq, a predicted model, not a curated record
GGAGAAUUGCGAGGAGGAAGAAGAAACCCCUCCCCUGCUGUCGAACAGUUCUCCCCAUUCCCCCGGGGAAAAUGAAAGAUUAGCCGAGCCCGAGAAAACAAAAAAAAAUCCAGUCUCCGGACCUCGUAUAAAUACACGAGCCCCACCCACCGCCCAAGAACCGCAGAAUCGAGCAGACGCCUUUCCGGGGUUUUCCCUCCCGGGCUUGGGUUUUUUUUCCGAUCCGGGCGGCGGUUUCCAGCGACAGUUUCUGGUCCCGUCUCUCAGCGUGGUUUCUUUGACCGAUAUCCGUGUGCUCUUCCUCCCUCGUUCUCGUUCCCGUUCGUCUCGUCGAUCGGAGCCGGCCGGCUUGCGUUCCUGCGUCGCUGGGAGGGAGAGCGGGUGGAAGCUUGGGUUCUGAUCGAAUCCGAGGCCGGGGCAAUGCGGAGGCGGUAGGAGCGGCCAGCCAUCGCUGCCCGGAGUUUGAUCCAUCCAAGGAGGAGGCCGCUUUCUGCGCAGGGACGCGACGCGACGCCAUGCUGCGCAACAGAUCGAGGAGAGCGGUUGGUGGCGGUGCCAAGCAAGGAGGAGGAGCAGGCGGCCUCGUGGCUGAGCCCCCCGCGGCCACGGCCGCCGCCGCGCAAUCGCCGAGGCAUCCGUCUUCUUCCGCUGCUGCUGCCCCCGUGUUCCCGUCCCCGAGGCCGUUCAUGGCGAUGGCGCUGCCCCAGGCGGGGCUCCUGGACGGCUCCUCCGAGGGCCCCUCGUCGGCCAUGAGCCCCACCUCCAUUCUCGAGACCAAGCAGUUCUGCUGCUCCGCGUUGCCCCCGUUCCUGUCGGAGCGGAGCCUCAGGCGGGCGCACCACGUGGACGCGGCCGCCGCGCCGUUGCCGGCCGGCGUCGGCCUCGCCGACGUGCUCCGGGACCACGGGGACGCCAAGCUCGGCGGCGGCAAGGUGGUGUUCGGGUCCCAGCUCAGGAUCCAGGUCCCCUCCGGCAGGGCCGUCGAGCUGGUGUCCUCCCCGAUCGAGUUCGGCGCCAAGAACCGGGACGCGCAGCUGGCGGUGCUGUCGCCCGCCAGGAGGUUCCUGCCGGAGGUGGUCAGCUCGCCGUCCGCCCGGGUGUUCGCCGGGGCCGUGGCGCCCGGGGAAAUGGCCAUGUCGGAGGACUACACCUGCGUCAUCUCGCGAGGCCCCAACCCGAGGACCAGGCACAUCUUCGACGACUGCAUAGUUGAGAGCUGCGGGGACGUGCUCGUCGAGAAGAUGGACAAAGGCGCCGGCGCGGCUGUGGCGAGUGGCUUCUUGAGCUCUUGCCACGCAUGCAACAAGCAACUUGGGCACGGCAAUGACAUCUUCAUCUAUCGAGGUGACAAAGCAUUCUGCAGCAGUGAGUGCCGGUACCAGGAGAUGCUUUUCGAUGAAGCAGUGGACAAUUUGCGCUAGACGAUGAUCGAAAAGAGGAGGAUGUUAGUGGAGGAGAAGGCACGAUGAUCCUGAAUAACCGAGACACGUUUUUUUUUUGCUUCUUUUUCUUCCUUUUUGUUGUGUCACCUUUGCGAGAUUGCAUUCUGUUUUUGGUCAUGGAGGAGGGAAUGAUUUAGUCUUUUGCGGAUUAAAGACCUUUGGCGCCCACUUUUGUAAGAGGUUGCAGAUUGAUGAUCUGGACUUGUUGUUCAUGCGACUUUCCUGGUUAGUUGCAAGUUCUGAUGCUCCUGUUCUACUUCUAUGUUUAUUCAUGUGACUCCCAGAGUGAAUUCCAAACCAAAUUGAAGAAAAGUUAGCCCCUUU